Messenger RNA from Malaclemys terrapin pileata, 3039 nucleotides. RefSeq names its product transforming growth factor beta 2 (gene TGFB2). Gene Ontology annotation, biological process: BMP signaling pathway; SMAD protein signal transduction; regulation of cell population proliferation. The record is from RefSeq and is a predicted model, not a curated record. NCBI's taxonomy places the organism in Eukaryota, Metazoa, Chordata, Testudines, Emydidae. Gene Ontology annotation, cellular component: extracellular region. The coding region runs from base 730 to 1959 and encodes 409 amino acids. Gene Ontology annotation, molecular function: type III transforming growth factor beta receptor binding; growth factor activity; cytokine activity. The transcript has 7 exons.
UUUUUUGGAGGAAGAGGAGGGCGCCGGGGAAGCUGCACCGCAAGAGAGGGGGGCUGGUCGGUGCAUGCAGCCCGGUGUGCCGGCGGCAGGAUCAGCACCGGAGGAAGGAGCGAAGAGCAGAGCAGAGCUCACCCGCGCACCCCCUGUGCACCCAGCCCCGGGCUCUCCCCUCGCGCACACACACGCACGUGGGCGCCCUCUCGCCUGCGGGGCGGCUCGCUCCGCUAGCAGUUGCGUGUGUUGUUGCAGCUCCGCAGCGCGGGGCCAGGAGCUCAGCGCGCGCCGCCAGCCAGCCCGCCCCUGACAUCGCCCCUCUCCGGUCCCGUCCCGUCCCGUCCUGUGCGUGGCGCUGGAGGAGCCCAGAGCAGAAGCCCGGAGCUGAGCGCCCCGGCUGCCACCCGCUCGCCCUCCGGCUUCAGGCGCGCUGCUCACUGGCCAGCCCCGCCACGCCGGCUCGCUAGGGAAACUCCUCUAGUGCCUUGCGCCGCGGUGGGGGCUGGUUGAAAUACCCCCUGAGUUUGUUCAGUUUGGAGGCUGAUGCAGAGGUAGCGACCCGCUUUCUUUGCAGCUCGCCUGUAUAACCCGGGGGCGUUUUCAUUUGCACCCCCGUUGCCUUUUCCUGGCAGCCCGGUUGCAUUUCCAACCGCAGCUGCUUCCCCUCCUUUGCACCCCGCUCGUCCCCUUCUUUUUCAAGUCAAUUUUUUGGGGACGCUGGGUUUAAACCCGAAAAUGCACUGCUAUCUCCUGAGCGUGGUGCUCACCCUGGAUCUGGCCACGGUGGCGCUCAGCCUGUCUACCUGCAGCACCCUAGACAUGGAUCAGUUUAUGCGCAAGAGGAUCGAGGCGAUCCGAGGACAGAUCCUGAGCAAGCUGAAGCUCACCAGCCCUCCCGAAGAGUACCCCGAGCCCGAGGAGGUCCCCCCGGAGGUCAUCUCCAUCUACAACAGCACCAGGGAUCUGCUGCAGGAGAAAGCCAACCACAGAGCCGCCACUUGCGAAAGGGAGAGGAGCGAUGAGGAGUAUUAUGCCAAAGAGGUUUACAAAAUAGACAUGCUGCCCGUUUUCCCCGAAAAUGCCAUCCCACCAAACUAUUACAGCCUUUACUACAGAAUCGUAAGAUUUGACGUCUCAGCGAUGGAGAAAAAUGCUUCCAACUUGGUGAAGGCAGAGUUUAGAGUUUUUCGUAUGCAGAAUUCAAGGGCACGGGUAUCUGAACAACGAAUAGAACUGUAUCAGGUUGUUAAAUCCAAAGAACUACCUUCGCCAGGACAGCGCUACAUUGAUAGCAAGGUAGUUAAAACAAGAGCUGAAGGAGAAUGGCUGUCUUUUGAUGUCACUGAAGCUGUACAUGAAUGGCUCCAUCACAAAGAGAGGAACUUUGGAUUUAAGAUAAGUUUACAUUGUCCAUGCUGCACCUUCGUGCCUUCAAAUAAUUUUAUCAUCCCAAAUAAAAGUGAAGAGCUAGAAGCAAGAUUUGCAGGUAUUGAUGGCUCCUCCAGUGAUGAGAAAGCUUUCAGGUCCAAUAGGAAAAAAUACAGUGGGAAGACCCCACAUCUUCUGCUAAUGUUAUUACCCUCCUACAGACUUGAGUCGCAACAGCCCAGUCGGCGGAAGAAGCGUGCUUUAGAUGCUGCCUAUUGUUUUAGAAAUGUGCAGGAUAAUUGCUGCCUGCGUCAACUUUAUAUUGACUUCAAGAGGGAUCUUGGCUGGAAAUGGAUUCAUGAACCUAAAGGGUAUCAUGCUAAUUUUUGUGCAGGAGCCUGUCCAUAUUUAUGGAGCUCAGAUACUCAGCACAGCAGAGUACUCAGUUUGUAUAACACCAUAAAUCCAGAAGCGUCUGCCUCUCCAUGCUGCGUGUCCCAGGAUUUAGAACCCCUCACCAUCCUGUACUACAUUGGCAAAACACCCAAAAUUGAACAACUUUCCAACAUGGUCGUAAAAUCUUGCAAAUGCAGCUAAAAGAUGUCCCUGAAACAGCAAUAAACAAAUGCGUAAAAAUAACCAAGGAAGAAAGAAAAAGAGAUUAAGAAAGAAAAAAGAAAACCUAAGUUCAUCAGUGUUAAAAAAAUAAAAAAUAAAAUAAAAAAAAACUAAAAAGAAGAAGAAGAAAAGCGGUACUAGUCCGAACUGUUUGAAAGUUUGUUUGUUUUGUUUUUUUAAAACUGGCAUCUGAAACAAAACAUUGAAGGCCUUUAUCCUACAUUUCACCUACUCAGUUAGUGAGAUAGACAAGAAGCAAACAAAAACCAAAAACAACAACAACAAAAACAAAAAGAACCACACCUUUUAAAAAAUAAACACUGGAAGAAUGUGUUAGUGUUACUAUGUGAAAGGAAAAAACAGGAAAAUCCCAUUAAGUGGAGUUGCUGUAUCUGUCCCAUGCCUUACUUGAUCUCUCUGUAUUGUUAUGCGAUAGACAUCCUACCCAUUCUUUUUAGUUUUAGUGUUAACAGUGCAUUAUUUAUUUGUAUGUAAAAACUAUCACAUGAACAUUUCUUCACCAUUGGAAAAAAAGAAACAAAUGUGGACAAAGUGGAGACCAAAUAAACUGCCAGAAAUAUGUUUAAUGCUUAGGGGAACUCAAGCUCAAAAGAUCCUGAAAAUAAUGGUUAGUUUAGUUCAAUUAAAACAGAAGUCAGUUAAUACACUAUUGAGAAAAUCUGCCUUAAAAAUGCCUUAUUUUAUAUGCCAGCGGCCUAGGGAGGCUUCUUGUAAGGUCUCAAACCCUUGUUUUAAAUACUGAAAAACUUACUAAUAAAGGACACUCUGUUUCAGUCUCAAAGACAAGUCUAUAAGAUUUUUUUUUUACUGUAAAUGAUUAAAAUGUCAGUUUAGUAAACCAGUGAAAUAUUUAACAUGUACUGGUCUAAUCUUCAGACCUUAAUAUGUUGCUGUAUAGCUAUGCUAUGGGAUGUUUUGUUCUUUUGGUAUAUGUAACCAUACCUAUAGUAUUACAAUAGGUGGGUAGUAAAAGCCAGCUUAAUUGGAAACAUAUCUGUAGAUCUCUAUUGUAAACUAUUAAAAAAAUUAAGUACUUUA